Messenger RNA from Priapulus caudatus, 1556 nucleotides. Its product is annotated as choline transporter-like protein 2. The transcript has 11 exons. The annotation marks the transcript as partial. The record is from RefSeq and is a predicted model, not a curated record. Gene Ontology annotation, cellular component: membrane. Lineage: Eukaryota; Metazoa; Priapulida; Priapulimorpha; Priapulimorphida; Priapulidae. Gene Ontology annotation, molecular function: transmembrane transporter activity. Gene Ontology annotation, biological process: transmembrane transport.
ACAAAGGUGUUCAGGAUUUCAUUGGUUUCCUGGUGCCAGAUUAUAGUAGCAUUAGUUAUUGCCAUGGUCAUAUCCUUCCUGUGGAUCGUGAUGCUGCGUUGGAUAGCUGGCAUCAUUAUAUGGGUCUCUCUGUUUGCACUCAUCGGCCUGCUCGGCUUUGGUUGCUUCUACUGUUACACUAAAUACACAGAGCUGCAGGGCGUGCAAGGGUCAAACCUGUCCCUUACAGAAGUGGGUUUCACCACAGACGUUGGCACAUACUUGGCUCUCAGAGACACAUGGUUGGCAUUUGGCAUUAUCAUCACCAUCACUCUGAUCGUCAUCCUUCUUAUACUGAUCUUUCUAAGAAGUCGUCUUCUCAUUGCCAUCGCUUUGCUGAAAGAAGGCAGCAGGGCAGUUGGACACAUGAUGUUGGCACUCUUCUUUCCUCUGGUGCCGUUUGUAAUGCAGAUUGUCUGCUUCACCUGGUGGGCUGUCGUCGCUGUAUACCUGGCGUCGUCAGUAAGAGCGCAGUAUGUUGUGGCCGAUGCACAGACUGGGGCGAGUCAAGCUAACUGGGAAAGCUGUGACCCAAAUGUAAAUAAUCGUGGGUUUGCUGGGGCGCCGGCGUGCUCGGCUGUGAAUGCAUUUUUUUAUUUCCUCUUAAUUUUACAGGUAGCUAUAUAUGGAAAGAAUUUCUGCACGUCUGCCAAGGAGGCCUUUUCGUUGUUAAUGAGAAACAUUGUCAGGGUGGUGGUGUUAGACAACGUUACAGACUUUCUUCUGUUCCUCAGCAAACUCAUGGUAGUUGGGGCUGUUGGUGUGGUAUCAUUCUACUUCUUCAGCGGAGGCCUGAGUUCUUAUGUCGGUGAUUAUGUGCCACAGCUCAACUACUACUUUGCACCCGUAAUUGCAAUAGUGAUUGGGUCCUAUGUGAUAACAAGUGGAUUUUUCAACGUAUACAGCAUGGCUGUGGACACCCUUUUUCUAUGUUUCUUGGAGGACAGUGAACGCAAUAAUGGAUCCAUAGAGUGUCCCUACUACAUGUCCAAGGACCUUAUGCAUAUCGUUGGCAAGAGCAACAAGGUCAACAAACCUAACGCGUGGUAGUUUUCUAUCCUUGCUCUUCACCGUUAUGACUGGACGUCUAGAUUUAUGAAGUUUUUAUAUCUAUUGAUAGCUGAUGAUAAAAUCUGUACAAGUUUUACAGUAACACUAUGCUAGAUACUAGUUACAUAGUUAUAAGGUUCCAUGUUAUUACUAUUAUCUAAUUCUAGAAUGGGUCAAGUUGCCAAGAAUAAUUUUAGUUUUAAUGACAAUGAUUCAUGCUGUGUAGCUAAAUUCGGUAACAUCCGUUAUAAUUUGCGUAUAUUGACCACUUAUUUGUUUUUUUGUUUUUAAAUUAUGCUUGUAAAAUACGGCAAUUAUAUGUGUAAUUUAUUCUACAGUAAAAACAUUGUUCUGAGAUUCUGUUUAAUAGUAUGGGAUCCUAUUAUAGAAACGUAAAAUGUAUGCCAAAAUACUUUUGCUGCUAUGACAUAUGAAAGCACAGUGAUAUAUUUAAGUAGUGUUUUUUG